UUUACAGGAAAGUCUGCUUGCCACGGUCUUUGCAAAGAAAAACCUGCAUGAGUGCCUCUUCCAAGGGAAUCAGCUGCUCUCCUGGGCUUUUUGUGUCUUCGGUCCAUUCCCUGCUCCGCUCACAGAUGCCUGAAUCCUUGUUUCUUCCAGCCUGGCUUUCUCUUCCCGUUUGCCUUUCUGCGAGUCUCUCCCUCCCCUCUGGCUCCUGCUCUUUCUUACUCCUUUCCCCCAGCUGCUUAACUACACAGCUCCCACUGGAACCUACACAAUCAAAAACAGCUCUCCUCCAGCAGCCUCCAGAAGCGCUUCACCUGGAGCAGAGCGACUCGCUCCCGGCACCGGACGCGCACUAGGUAGCUGGGGGCGGGGACGGUACCCUGAUCCCGCCUAAGUGGCCGCCAGAACAGCUCCCCAGAGAUUUGCCGUAUCCGCCAUCCGGUCCCCGGGGUCCUGUUGCGGUGAUGCUUAUGUUUCGGAGCAAUGAUGGAAAGAGAAAAGCCACUGCCGGCGACAUCUGAAAGUGGGGCGAGUUACUGCAGUAGCUGCUGCAGCAGAAUGAGCGAGUGAAGAACUGAGCCCCGUUAGCCUCUCCAUCCCGCUCUUCCUCAUUCACCAUCUCCGGGAGGUGAGCCGGGAACAGAUGCAGUAACCAGGCGGGUGCCACCCCGGAUCUAUAGCUGUGAAGUCCCUACUGUGGAAGAUGGUAAACAAAGACAUGAAUGGAUUCCCAGUCAAGAAAUGCUCAGCCUUCCAAUUUUUUAAGAAGCGGGUACGCAGAUGGAUCAAGAGUCCCAUGGUCAGUGUGGACAAACACCAGAGCCCCAGUUUGAAGUAUUCUGGCCCUUCUGGGCUGCACCUCCCUCCCGCGGACCCAGACUUUGAGCCUGCCCUGUGUCAAUCAUGCCUGGGUGACCAUGCUUUCCAAAGGGGGCUGAUUCCUCCCGAGGAGUCCUGUUCCUGGGACAUCCAGCCUGGCUGUGAAGUGAAAGAAUCAUGCAGUCACACCAACAUCCUGACCAAGCCGGAUCCAAGAACCUUCUGGACUAAUGAUGAUUCAGCCUUUAAGUUGGGAUUUGAGUGCAGAACUAGCAUCCUCGCACUUUCACAGUGUGCUAUUCCUAGCGCUGUCCUGGGCGGCACUGAUAGAGCCCUUCAGCUAGGAGAGGCAGAUGAUGAAGUGGAGAACGGCUCCUAG
This is a messenger RNA of Myodes glareolus (Bank vole), 1195 nucleotides long. NCBI's taxonomy places the organism in Eukaryota, Metazoa, Chordata, Mammalia, Rodentia, Cricetidae. The record is from RefSeq and is a predicted model, not a curated record.